AUGGCCGCCGCCCCCACCGGCCUCUUCUCCGGCGUCUGGUCUCGCCUCCAUGCCGCGGCAUACCUCUGGCGACGCCGGGGACAGCUCCCCGGCGGCGAUGACAGAGACGGGGUGGGUGAGGAAGAGCAGGACGAGGCGGCGGCCGUGCGAUCGCGCUUGGCCAGGAGGGCGGCGACGGCGAGGCGCCUCGGGAGGAAGCUCGCCUUCGUCUCCUUCAACCUCGAGGUGCUGGUAUUCGUGUAUGCGUUCUGGAGGGCGAGAAGACGGAGCUUCACUUGGAGGCUACCCGCCCAAGCGCUGCCGAUGCUCCUGAUCCCCGCUCUAGCUACACUCAUCUACGCUGCCUUCGUGCGAUUCACCAGGAUGCUUGACCUCAAGGACAAGAAAAGGCUUGAACGGCUUCAACAGGACAAGCAGCAAACUGAUGCUGAACCAAGGGAGUUUGACCAGAACGACCAAAACGAUGUCCAGAACUGCGAUGGUGUGGACGAUGCUACCGAUUCUAUUGUUGCAACUGAUUCAGUGCCACACACACCUAAACUUGGGAAACACAGCAAGUCGAGCAUUAGCCAGAGAGAUGACAGUGAAAUUGAUAUGGCUUGGGGUCAUAGUAAUGACUUCCAGCCAGCGCCCUCAGGUGGACUUAGGCUGAGAAGAUUUUCAAGUGCAAAAACAUGCAUGACCAAUAGCAGUGCUACAGAAAGAAGUGAGGAAAACACGUCAUCUAUCUCUGCACAUUCACAUCAGCAUGUCCAUAUCCUUAUUUCCACUGAAGAUAAUGUUUCAUAUCCUUCUGACAAUCAAUCAAGAUCUGCUAUGUCUAGCAUGCUUGCUCAACCUGCAAAUGUCCCUCAAGAAUUACCUGCAGGAGGUGGUGAGAAUGAAAAGUUCGAUGGAUUGUGGGACAUCACUGGCACUUGUUCCAGUUACAGCAAGGAGAAUAGGUUGUCUCCAGCAGGUCCUCAUAAUAGUUUUUGUGACAGAGACGAUUCACGCUCAAGUGGGCAUGCAGUUUCAUACUUGUCAACUGCGUUCCAGGAAUUGCUUGUCAAAGGUGUCGAGGAGAAAGCAUCGCCUGAACCACACACAUCAGCUAUGCUACAGCUGUGUUCUUCCACUUCAGAGGAGAACCCAACUUCGUGUGUAGCCGAUGACAAGGAACUCAUAAUUAUCUCUGAUGUGGAGACAUGUCUUCUGCCACCCAUCUGUAGUAAUGUCCAUGACAAUGCAGCCAUUGUGAACAUUGAUACAGCCAGUCCUAAAUGGAACCUUCUUCUGCAGUUGUAUGGGGUCGAGCAUACAGGAUCGUCCAAAUUCCAUAUACCAGAGGAAAGUACUACACCCUCCAACUUAGAGGAGGUUUUAAUGUGCCCACCUUCAGUUAAUAGUAUCGAACGUUGCUUGGGGACUCCAGAGUUCUCUUUUUGCAGCCGAGAGACUGAAAAGCUGGAAGUUGCUGGAAAUGACAGCUUUACUGAUGAUAAUCCAGAGUUCAGCUUCGUAUCCUCUCCAGAGUUAGUUGUGGAGGGUGGUAAGGGUGCCACUGAGAAAGAAUUAUGUGAAGUGAAAACAAAUGAGGAAAAUGCUAUCAUCAAUAUGGAGGAGGAGGCUUUGCAAGACCCACUUAUAGAAACCAGUAGUACUAGUGCACAAUGCUUGGAAGCUUCAGAUGUCUAUUUAUGCAUUCAAGAUGCCAAGAUAAGGGAAGUUCCUGGAAUUACAAACUUUGUUACAGCCAAUUCUGAAUUAAUGUACCCGGCGUCCACAGAGUUACUUGCACAAGGUGAUGAGGACAUCAAGGAGGAUAAAACAUCCAACUUUCUCUUAAUGGAGCAGAACGAUGUACCUUCUAAUUUUGAAAAGGAACCUAUUCUGGAUUCACUUGUAGCUGAUACUGACCAACAUUUUCUGGUUACACCAUUAUAUAGUGAGGAGGUUGAGAUAACAGAGGUUCAUGAUGUUGUCAAGGAAGGUAUUUUUGAAUCAGAAGGCGAGAAAGCAUUUGACUAUCGGAAGCUUGUUGUCACCCCUUCAUAUGAUGAUAGUAACACUCCAAGUUUGAUAAGUGAUUCAAUGCCUGUGCAAUUCAUUCCAAAUACCGACAUAAAUGAAGCUCUUGAAGGUAGCCAGGAAACAUUUUCAGAGCCGCUACACCAAAGCACUCGCCAGUCUGAAGGAAUGUUCUUAUCUUCAGGGGAGAGCAAUAAUGACGAAGUCUAUUCAAGCAACUCAAAUUCAUAUGCCAAUGUGGUUGAAGACGAAGCGCCCUUGGUUGGCCAGGAAGGACUCUCUACGUUUCAAGAGGAGAUGCCGAUUACUUUUUCAGACAGUCCCAUCUUUCUGGAUGAAGUUAAAAGUGCAGCUAGUGUUGACAGUGAUGCAUCCAGUCCUGAAUUGAGCCUUCAAACAGACCUGCAUGGUGUGGGAGUUGAGGAGAAUGAAUCAUCCAAGUCCCAUGUACCGGAGGAAAUCAGAACACCCUUCAGUUUGGAGGAAGUUUUACUAUCCCCACGUGCAGUCAAUAAUGGAAGUCUAUUUAAGCAACUGAAAUUUAUUUGCCAAUCUGCGGGGACCCCAGAAUUCUCUUUAUGCAAUCAAGAGAGUGAGGAAGCGGAAGUUACUGGAAGUGUCAGCUUUAUUAAGGCCAGUCCUGAGAGCUUCUUAUCGUCUCCAGAGUUAGUCGCGGAGGGAGGUGAGGAUGCCAGAGAUAAAGAAACAGGCGGAAUGAACUCAGAGGGGGAGAAUGUGACACUAGUCAAUUUGGAGGAUGAAGCUUUGCAAGAGUUACUUGCAGAGGGUGGCAAGGACUUGAAGGAGCAUGGAACAUCUGACGUGCACUUACAUGAGCAGAAGGGCCUGUAUAUUAAUUUAGAGGAGCCUUUUCUGGAUCCACUUGUAGUUGAUACUGCUGAAGAUGCAUUAGUUACACCAGAACUUUUGAUGUGCAGUGAAGAGGUCAAGAUGACGGAAGUUCAUAGAGUUGUCAAGGAAGUUUUCUCUGAAGUAGAAGAUGAGGGAGCAUUUGACCAUCAAAAGCUUGUUCUCACCUCUCCAGAUUAUGAUGGUACCACCCAAAAUUUGAUAAGGAAUUCAAUAUCCGGCCAAUUCAUUCCUGAUGCCAGUGUAAAGGGAGCUUCUAAAGCUGGUCAGGAACCAUUGUCUGAGCCACCACAUGAAAGCACUUGUCAUUCUGAAGGAACAUUUUUAUCUUCAGGUGAGAUCAAUCAUGAUGAAGUAAAAGUCAAAGCACCAUUUGCUGGCCAGGAAGGACCUUCUAAGUCUGAAGAUGAAAUGGCUUUGACUCCUCUAGAUACUUCCAUCUUACUAGAUGAGGUUGCAAGCACAGAAAAUUUGACAGACAACUCUGGAUCUUCUCAAUCCAUCCCAAACAGCAAUCAGACUCAGUCUCUCCACGGUCAUGAACAAGCUCCAUCUGAAACAUCACAGGAAGAAGUUACUUCUCUUCUCGAGGGAAGUCACACAUCUUCAGAUGAAGGCAUAAACUCUGAAAUAUUUUCGCUCUAUUCCAGGUCAUCUUCAUGUGUUUCAGAGAUCAACAUGUUGGAAACUCUCAGAGGUGGCACAUCUUCUGAAUCCCCAAGUGGCCGUGAUUCAAGCUUUGGUGAGAGGAACCCUGUGACAUUUUCCAACAUGGAUAGUACAGAAAGUAAUACAAAUGACCCAGUGACUGCUGAAUUUAUUCUAGAGACCAACAUGACUGAAACUCUUAAUGCUGCUGAGGAAUCAAUUAUUGGUUCACCACAUGCAGAUUCUUCAAACUUUCUGGGCACUUUUGUAGCUCCAGAUGUAAUCAAUGACAUGACAGAAUCGGAUAAACACUUGGACUUGUUGUCCUCUUCAUUUGCUCCAGUGAUUGAUGCAUUUGAAUCAUUGGAAACUGGCCAGGGUUUCUCUGAGCUGCAAUCUGAAAUUGGUUUUACUGUUCAGGAGACUUUGAUGUUUCCUAAGGAGGUAAACAAUGCCGAAAAUUAUUUUACUGAUACAAUUGGUGGUCCUCAAGAUAGCGAGAGAACAGCAGUAGUAGCUUUGCUAGAUGAAGAUUUAACUCUUCACAGGGCUUACAUGUCUCCUGAAGAUGUAAGUGAUGUUCAGAAUUCUUUGGCUGAUGAUUAUGCUUCAGAUCUUCCUCACAUGGUGGAGAGUCAUUGCAUCAGCGAAAAGUUGUCACCUGAAUCUCAGGACCCUUUAAUUUCAGAGGAGAUUUUGCUUUAUCCAGAUGAGGUUUCCAAUGCUGAACCUUUGGGUGAUCCUGAAGAUAGGGAAGAUGAAGAUUUAACUCUUCACAGGGCUUACGUGUCUCCUGAAGAUACUAGCGACGUUGAAAAAUCUUCAGCGGAUGAUUAUGCUUCAGAUCUUCCUCACAUGGCGGAGAGUCAUUGCGGAAGACAAAAAUUAUCACUUGUAUCUCAGGACCCCUUAAGUUCUCAAGUGCUUUAUCCAGACGAGGGUUCCACCGCUGAAAAUGAUUUAGGCACUGCAUACCCACCUUUGCGUUCUACAGAGGUCAACUUGGCUGAACCUUGCGGUAUCUAUCAGGAAAGAACUCAGCAACAUGAUGGGACCAUGUUGGCCUCUGAGGAUAUUUAUAUGGUUGACCAGGAAGCCGAUCCUGAAAAUCUUGAUAACAAUUCAGGGUCGCUAGAUGUUCCAGAUGCCACUAUGACGGAUAGUCUUCGAGGGGCAGAGAUAGUAACAUCUGAGAUACUUUAUGAUGGCAUGUUCAGUUUUGAGGGGACGUUAAUAUCUCUAGAUGGUGACACCAUUGCUGAGGAGGAUUCUCCUAACAAGUCAGGUUCUGGUAUGCACACUGCACAGGCCAACACAACAAGUCUCCUUGGUCUUCAAGAAGGAUCUUUGAAGCUAGAACAUGAAAAGGCAGUUAAUUCUAUUGUCACAUAUGAGGUUGAUACCAAAGAAACAAGUAGCUCAAAUCGUGGUAAUUCCAGCUCCGCUUUAACUCGCCAUGACAUCAGCUUCAUGGAGGCUCCCCAGGAAUGCCAUAUUCAUUCUGAAAGUGAAAAAGUUUCCGCCAAGGAUAAGGAACCAAAAGAAGACGGUGAAUCUAAUGACAUGAAAGAGGAUGUAGAAGACUUGGAUGACGACCGUGAGCAUAAGCCUGUUGGCACUUUUUGGGUAGAUGAAAUUACAUCUGCUCUGGUACCAAAGCCUUCUGUUGAACUUUCUGCAAAUGAUGUUUCUAGGAGAGAUUCUGCCAUAGGAACAAGCAAUGAUUUUGAUAUGGCGGUGAGGAAACCAGUAGUCACAAUCAGUAAUAGCAAUGGGAGCAGUACUGUGUCCGAGCCAGCUGACGUGCAGUACACUGGAUCGAUUGAUGAGACUGAAACACUUGGUGCCCCCCUACCUUCGGCCGUUGCUGCUGAAUAACCUCAGAAGCGCAUCUAAAUGCUUCCAACUGGAGCUGGUUAUGUUUUUUUUUCUCGGAAAGCUUCUAAUACUGGAGAUUGGAGAAAUGCAAUAAUCAAAGUUUGAGUAAGCACUAUUCUUAUUAGUUUUGUGUGGUCAGGGAAAGAAGUUCAGUACAUGGUGUUCUUGUACAAAGUGAUACGAGAGAAGUACAAAAUCUAGGGGUGAAAAUGGAGUCGCCUCUGGAUUGAGUUUGUUUGCGUUUGGAGUGAAAUUGUCCUAGUUCUUGCUUUUUUCCAUCAAGAAUCUAGGAUUUGUCAAAAGACAAGGCUAUCUUUCAGAGUGUUUUUCUCUUUUUUUACAAUUUGGCUGAAGUUGGUUAUGCAUACACAUGUAUAGUUCUGUAUAUCUAGGUAAUAUACUGCCAUGAGUAGAUCUUUUAGGCAGUAAUACUUUACAUGAGUGCCUCAUUUUUGCCCCUUUUGUGUACGAGUUGAAGGGCAUUGGAUCUUUGUAAUUUUUGUAUGUAAUAUACACAAACAAUAGAAGUUCCCAUUUUGGUAAUGAGUACAGAAGAGAGAUAAUCUGCUAGUGGACUUUAAGUUGGUACAGCA
Molecule: messenger RNA, 5999 nt
Organism: Lolium rigidum
Lineage: Eukaryota; Viridiplantae; Streptophyta; Magnoliopsida; Poales; Poaceae
Exons: 7
Coding region: 1-5406 (1801 amino acids)
Biological process (GO): endoplasmic reticulum tubular network organization
Cellular component (GO): endoplasmic reticulum tubular network
Source: RefSeq, a predicted model, not a curated record